This is a messenger RNA of Solanum pennellii, 1012 nucleotides long. RefSeq lists its product as uncharacterized. Lineage: Eukaryota; Viridiplantae; Streptophyta; Magnoliopsida; Solanales; Solanaceae. The record is from RefSeq and is a predicted model, not a curated record. The transcript has 3 exons. Bases 139 to 849 code for a protein of 236 amino acids.
UACACAAUAUAUAAUCAAAUAUAAAUUGGUCCCAUUAGAAACCACCAAAUUAAAUUUGCUCUGUUUCUUUGGCCCUCUCCAUUAUCCAUAAACUAAAAAUUUUCAGUUUUUUGAUCAGUUGAAAUUUAGUGCAUAAGUAUGAAUCGGUUCCGAGCAAAGUUGCACGGAUUCUGUAUGAGUCGAGCGGUUGUUCGUGUUCGAGCCCGUUCUCCUUGUAAACAGUACAAAAGGACGGGCUCGAUCAAGUUCAACGACUCUGACAGUAAAUAUUGCAGCAGCACGGAAAUGAGCUUCAACAGUGUCGAGUCGAGGUCAGAUUCUGAGAGUAUUGGUGAUAAUAAUAGUAAUAAUAACAGAGUUAUGGUUGUGGUUGAUCCUAGUCUUGAUCCUAAUUGUGCUUUGCAAUGGGCACUUUCUCAUACUGUUCAAAGCCAGGAUACUAUCAUUCUUCUUUAUGUUACCAAAAUCUCAAAAGAAGGUGAAAAACCAAACAGUGAAAUUAAUCAGAGGGCGUAUGAACUUCUUUGCUCCAUGAAAAAUAUGUGCCAAACAAGGAAACCAGGAGUACAAGUGGAGAUAGUAAUGCAAGAAGGAAAAGAGAAAGGAGCUGUGGUUGUUGAAGAAGCAAAGCAACAUAAAGCUUCUUUACUGGUGUUAGGACAGAGGAAAAGAUCGAUAAUGUGGCGCCUGCUAAGAAUAUGGACAAGGAAAAGGUCAAGAAGCAGAGUUGUGGAAUACUGUAUUCAGAAGGCAAAUUGCAUGACAAUUGCUGUGAGAAGGAAGAGCAGCAAGUAUGGAGGAUAUCUCAUUACUACUAAGCGUCAUAAGAACUUUUGGCUUUUGGCUUAACGGAACUUGAUAGAUAAUUUAAUCUACCUAUUUAACAACAGUAUAAUUCCACAAAGUGGAGGAUGGUGUGUACGUAUGUAGCCUUACUCCUCCCUCGUGAAGGUAGAGAGGAGUUGUUUAAUUAAUAUACCUUUUUCAUUCAAAAUGAAGGAAUUUUUUGUCA